Molecule: messenger RNA, 840 nt
Organism: Coniophora puteana RWD-64-598 SS2
Lineage: Eukaryota; Fungi; Basidiomycota; Agaricomycetes; Boletales; Coniophoraceae
Exons: 4
Coding region: 1-840 (279 amino acids)
Molecular function (GO): oxidoreductase activity
Source: RefSeq, a predicted model, not a curated record
AUGGCUAUCGAAACACUCUCUCCUCGUGAUGUCCCUACUACGUUGAACUAUCAUGUCACCCUCCCGGGCGGUGAAGGUCCCUACCGAUACCGCGAAGAGCCUCCGGAAGGUGUACCUAGGACCAACAUCGCCACUGAGCCGCACGACGUAGUGAUUCACGAUGUACGUGGGAAGGAGGAUACGAUCGGUCUCGACAAGACUGGCUUUCAAUACGUCCGUCACGUCAGCAAGGAGAAGCUGUUCACAGACGAGGACGCGAUCAAGACUGAGUACUACAAGGAAGUCGAAGAGCUUUUGAAGACGCACGCGGGUGCUAAACGGGUGUUUAUCUUCGAUCACACCAUUAGGCGGUCCCCGACGCAAGAUAGCUUUGAACAGCCGAAAGGACAGAGGGGGCCUGGGGUCACUCAUGUCGACCAGACGGAUGUGGCCGCCUUCAACCGUGUUCGCGACCACCUGGGCGCGGACGCCGAACGUCUCCUGAAGGGACGCUUCCGCAUCAUUAACGUGUGGAGGCCUAUCGAGAACAUCGUCGCUCACAGCCCCCUCGCGCUGGCGGAUUUCUACUCCAUUGACUACGACAAAGAUCUCGUCUCGUCGCGCCUGAUCUAUCCUAACAAGGUUGGAUAUACUUUUGGUGUGAAGUACAACCCUGCGCACAAGUGGCACUACCUCGCGGAUCAGUCCCCAGAAGAGGUUGUACUGAUCAAGUGCUUCGACUCCGACUAUAGCAGGGCGCGCUUGACUCCCCACUCCGCCUUUAAGGACUCUACCAGCCCUGCCGAUGCUCCUCACAGGCAGUCCAUCGAGAUUAGGGCCUUGGUAUUUGACACUGAGUAG